UCAUCUCAUCUGUCAAGGGCCGGCUUGAAAUUGUGUUCCUCGUGUGUGCUCUGUACGCGUUUUGCCUCAAACAUUAAAUUUUUGUUCAGAAAAAAUUUCAUCAUCCUACAGUAUACAAUUUUUAUUGUACCUUUUACUGAAAUAUCAAUAGGAAAUUAUUUCAAGAACGGUAAGAGAUGUCUUGGCUAUUUGGUUACAAAAGUCAAGUGCCGCAGAUGCCUCCCGGUGGCGAUGGAGCACCUGGCGAACCUACGGGUACGGCCGGGGACAUUGCUGGGGACAAAACGCUUACCAAAGCUGAGCGGAAAGCGAUGGAAGCAUAUCGAUUUGACUCGUCGGCUUUGGAACGUGCAGCAGAGGCGGCACGAACUCUGGAAAGUUCAAAGCACUCGCGGGAAGCUUUAGAACUAUCCAAAUUACAAGAAGUCACAAGACAACAGGAAUAUAUGGCCAAAGUUAAGGAGUAUGAGGCACACAUUGAAUCCUCUAAAGUGGAACAAAAACGCGUAGAUCAUGAUGAACGUCGAAAAACUCUGGCUGAAGAAACGAAACAGCAGCAACAACGGGCGCAAUACCAAGACCAGUUAGCCCGGAAACGCUAUGAGGAACAAUUGAGUCAACAACAGCGUGUUCAAGAAGAGAAUCUUCGAAAGCAGGAGGAAAGUGUAGCCAAGCAGGAAGCAAUGCGAAGACAAACAAUUGAACAUGAAAUGGAGCUACGCGAAAAAAAUAAGAUGAAGUUAUUAGAAGCGGAACUGCGUGCUAAGGCAAAGGUUGAUCGAGAAAAUCGCGACCUUACAUUGGAACAGAUCCGAUUGAAGGCCGAAGAGAAUCGAAUCACCGUCAUGGAGGGUAUUAAAACAGCUGGUUCUGUAUUGGGUCAAGGAGCAACCGCUUUACUUUCCGAUUGGAAUAAAGUGGCUACGACGGUGGGUGGUUUAUCAUUACUCGCAUUGGGAAUCUACUCUGCGAAGGGCGCAACCGGUGUGACGGCUCGUUUCAUAGAAGCCAGAAUAGGCAAACCAUCUUUGGUUAACGAGACUUCUAGGUUCUCACUGUUAGAAACGUUGCGCCAUCCGAUUGAUACAAUAAAGAGAUUCAAGGCUAAACCGACAGACGCUUUGCAGGGUGUGGUACUUCAACCUAAAUUGGAAGAACGUUUACGUGAUAUUGCCAUCGCUACUAAGAACACCAAAAACAACAAAGGUUUAUAUCGCAACAUUCUCAUGCACGGACCACCCGGAACUGGAAAAACCAUGUUUGCCAAAAAGCUAGCAUCGCAUUCGGGGAUGGAUUACGCUAUAAUGACUGGUGGUGAUGUCGGACCAAUGGGUCGUGAUGCAGUGACAGCAAUUCACAAAGUUUUUGAUUGGGCGCAUACCAGUCGACGUGGUUUGCUUCUGUUUAUUGACGAAGCUGAUGCUUUCUUGCGCAAGCGAUCCUCUGAGCGAAUUUCCGAGGACAUGCGAUCCGCAUUGAAUGCAUUUUUGUACAGAACGGGCGAGCAGAAUCCACGAUUUAUGCUAGUGUUGGCUUCCAACACCCCGGAACAGUUCGAUUACGCAAUUAACGACAGACUGGACGAAAUGGUUGAGUUUACUUUGCCGGGAUUGGACGAACGCGAACGUUUGAUACGGUUGUAUUUUGAUAAAUUUGUUCUACAGCCUGCAGCCGAGGGUAAGAAACGAUUCAAAGUAGAGCAGUGGGACUACAGUGCGGUUUGCAGCAAAAUGGCUAAGACGUGCGAGGGAAUGUCCGGUCGAGAAAUAUCCAAAUUGGGGGUGUCUUGGCAAGCGGCUUGCUACGCAUCGGAAAACGGUGUUUUAACCGAAAAAAUGGUUUUGGAUCGCUGUGAAGCGGCUGCUCGACAACACAAACAAAAGAUGGCCUGGCUUUCCGAGCAGGAAAAGCUAGACCACAAAUCGAUAACAGGUGGUAAAGGAUUUCUGAUCGAAUCUUAGGAUAAGUAUACUAAACUGUUUAGUUUAUACUAAAGUAACAUGAAGAAUAUCAUGGCUGGGCUCGAUAUUUUAUCUUCCAAAUUCAAUCAAGCUUCCUCUCUAUUGAAAAAAGUGUUUCUGACAUGGUUAGUUGAGAUUGUUGUCAUUUUCAACUGUUGUGUAGUGGGGAACAUGUUUUUAACAGAGGGCGAGCUCGAUUGGAACGAAUCAUUUCCAUAUACGAGCAGAAAAAUGGUAACGUGACUCGGUCUAUCUGGUACAAUCGGCUCAAUUGUUCACCUCAGGGAAAUUUAUAUUAAACUUCUUCGAAUAAUAGAGCUCGAGUAUUAUUACCGAUUGUACUUGAAAAAAUUGCAUGCAUUUAGCGUCAUUUGCAUUAUCUACCGAUUGUGUUCGCUGAUAGAUUACCAGCUACUGAUGUUCAUUAAUUUUAACGUCAACUUCGUCUAACUGCUACUACAAAUUGUGAUCAAAUUGGGGGUUGAAAAGUUAAAUAUUAAAAAUUUUAUUGUUUAUUGGUGACCAAAUUUGUUGAAAAUAAUAUUGUGAACUACCAUCCAUAUGAUAAGUUAAACACCGAAUUUCAUCUUCCUGUGAAAAUCGGAUUUCUCAUGGUUUAUGCUAGAACAUAUGUUCGAUCAAAACUCAAAACAGAAAUUCCUAUCAAAUAGCUUCAAAUCAAAACGUAUUAUUAUAGCGCUAAUGGUUAACUUGGUUAUGGAACUUAGGAAAAGGUCUUUAAAUGUAAUGAGCGAUAUUAGUUUUCUCAGUUUAGGGAAAUAAGUUACAGAGCGAAAUUUCCAGUUUAAUGAAAUAAUCAAUUUACCUAUCCGAUUUUUGCCUCCGGAUUCAAACUUAUUACUACAUGGUCAUUUGAACAAUAUUAAGCUCGCGAAGGCGAAAAUGAAGAAUGUGACAAAAUAUCAAUAACUUCAUAGGUACAUUGUAAUCCAAGACUACGUUAUGUGUUUAAAAUAUAGUGAAUUGUCACGAUACGUCCUCCUGUGAUUGCAAAAUCAUUUUUAGGGGGAAUAUUCGAUAAUUGGAUUAGACCAUAGUAAAUCACAGAUCAAAGAUUCAUAGCGAGAUUUGCGGAAUGACACGGCAACAAUCUAAUAAUAAACCUUUGAUUAAAAUUUUA
Messenger RNA from Wyeomyia smithii (pitcher-plant mosquito), 3102 nucleotides. It is a transcript of the gene bor, whose product is annotated as ATPase family AAA domain-containing protein 3A homolog. Lineage: Eukaryota; Metazoa; Arthropoda; Insecta; Diptera; Culicidae. Gene Ontology annotation, biological process: mitochondrion organization. Gene Ontology annotation, molecular function: zinc ion binding; ATP hydrolysis activity; ATP binding. The record is from RefSeq and is a predicted model, not a curated record. The transcript is spliced from 4 exons. The coding region runs from base 177 to 1961 and encodes 594 amino acids. Gene Ontology annotation, cellular component: mitochondrion.